This is a messenger RNA of Manihot esculenta (cassava), 920 nucleotides long. RefSeq names its product 50S ribosomal protein L27, chloroplastic. Gene Ontology annotation, molecular function: structural constituent of ribosome. Gene Ontology annotation, cellular component: ribosome. The transcript has 4 exons. Lineage: Eukaryota; Viridiplantae; Streptophyta; Magnoliopsida; Malpighiales; Euphorbiaceae. The record is from RefSeq and is a predicted model, not a curated record. Gene Ontology annotation, biological process: translation. The coding region runs from base 135 to 725 and encodes 196 amino acids.
UCACAAUAUUCAAGUAAAUUCCACGUGUGUAGAAGGCACACGUGCGUGCUCAUUCGGAGAUAACUUCUGUCAUCUCCGCCUCUCCUCCUCCAUUCCUUUGGAACCCGCUACCCUUCAUCUCUCUAAGAAGAACAAUGGCAGCUACGGCUACUGCUAUUAGCGUCAAUCUAAUGGCCUCUUUCAGAGGCCUUUCUCUGUCUUCAAGCUCUUCUUCUUCCUUUUUCAAGGGCGAUUCGGGGUCAUUCAAUGUGUCCUCUACCAGAAACUCCGUUUCCUUGCCUUUAAAGGCUCCGUUUCCUCUGACAAUCGAAAUGGCUCACAAGAAGGGAGCUGGAAGUACUAAGAACGGGCGUGAUUCGAGAGGCCAACGCCUUGGUGUUAAAAUUUUCGGUGAUCAGGUGGCGAAACCCGGCGCUAUUAUCGUCCGGCAGCGUGGCACCAAGUUUCAUCCAGGGAAGAACGUGGGGAUUGGCAAGGAUCACACUAUUUUCUCUUUGAUGGAUGGACUUGUAAAAUUUGAGAAGUAUGGACCUGACAAGAAGAAGGUGAGUGUUUAUCCACGAGAAGUUCAGCCUGAGAACCCCAACAGCUAUCGUGCAAGGAAGAGAGAAUACUUUAGGUUGCAGCGUGAGCGUAAGAAGGCAAGAAAAGAAGGCAUUGUUCCUGAACCACAGCUCGUACUUGCUUCUGAUCUUGAUGCGGCUGAUAACAGCUCUAAUUGUUGAUUCAGAAAGCAUUCUUAUUUUUAGGAUACUUUUGCACUGUCAAGCCAUGCAAAUAUUGUUACUAGAUUUUUUUGUCUUUUUUAAUGCAUCUUGAUCUUAUGUGUUCAUAAUGUGCAAAAACUAAAUUCUUUUUUUGUAUACUUUGACCCAAUCUACAUUUUGCUGAGCAAUUUCAGUGUUCAUCAUUUGAAUUUA